Messenger RNA from Aethina tumida (small hive beetle), 7018 nucleotides. It is a transcript of the gene Wdr81, whose product is annotated as WD repeat-containing protein 81. Gene Ontology annotation, cellular component: mitochondrion. Gene Ontology annotation, biological process: aggrephagy. NCBI's taxonomy places the organism in Eukaryota, Metazoa, Arthropoda, Insecta, Coleoptera, Nitidulidae. Gene Ontology annotation, molecular function: protein binding; phosphatidylinositol 3-kinase regulator activity. Bases 197 to 6229 code for a protein of 2010 amino acids. The record is from RefSeq and is a predicted model, not a curated record. The transcript has 9 exons.
ACAAUGAAGGAUGACGGAUGAUUUUGACGUUUUGUUUCGUUUUAAGGUUAUGUUUACAAUUUGUCGUAUUAAAACUGUGCUAAACCACAACAAAAUCAUCUUACUUCCUUGUUAGUGAUGAACCUGCUCAAAAACACAUUAACCAAGUUGCUAUCAAUAGAGCACAUUUGACAGACCUCUACAAAUUAGGUUUAAGAUGGAAAACAUCUUUGAAGAAUUAGGAAUUCCAAAAAAGUACCUGAGAAAAACCAUCAAAGAUGACAGAUAUGUAGCUCUAGUCCACAAACUCUGGCUAAAGUCACUGAUAAAGCACUCAAAACUAUCAGAAUUCAUAGAAAGAUCCAAGUUUGAGUCAUGGCCCAGUGCAGAGGAAGAAAUAGGUCUGUCCUGGACAAAAAUUUACAUAACAGUUUUCAAAAAAAGAGACUCAAAAGUUAUACCAUUACCAAGAAUAAGGCCUUUAUCAAGCGAAGACCGUCCCAUGUUGUUUCCUACACUUCUUCAGUACAUUUCCCAAACCAACUACAAGAAUCUCUGGAAGGAGGCUUACAAAAAAUAUUCAGUCAGUUCUGAUGGUUUAAAGGAAACUCAAGUAAUGUUAACUAGUUAUAAUGAAGUGCUAAAAGAAAUCUUAAUUAGAGUAUAUGGUUGUUCUGUAAUAAAUGCAUGUGAUUGUAGAGAAAAUGUGGAGGCAUCUAAUCAGUUUGAUGCACAUUUAAAUGUACUGCCAGCUGUAUGUGCAGUGGAAACAUUAAACUCUAUUUUCUUAUUACAUAAUCCUUAUAUUGAGCACAAUUUAAAUGAUUGUGUAACCUUUAGUCCUGCCAUUUUAGAUAAAUGUUUUACAAAACCAUUGUUCAUUGUGUACCAGUUGUUGAAUCUGUUGAGAUCUUUACAUGACAGGAGCCUCACUUUAGGCGACAUAAAUCUUAGUGAUAUUUAUUUAAAUGAAGACAUGUGGGUGUAUAUAUUUCCAAACAUUCAAAGCAAUAUUUACAUCCAAGAAGUUCCCAAAAACGAAAAGAAAAAAAUCGCAGUUCAAGACUGCAGAAAAUUCGGCCACAAAUUCGAGAAUUUCAAGUGCGAAAGCUGCGGCAUCAAAACCUAUGAUAAAGUUCAAAUCACCAACGAAAAUCUGGAGAAAUUAUGUCAGCUAUGGGUGGAGGGUAACAUAUCGAACUUUACGUAUAUAACAGCUUUAAAUGACCUGUCAGGCAGAAAAUUAGGUGACCCGAAUUGCCACCACGUUUUCCCUUGGGUCACCGAUUUUUCGUCUCGUUGCGGCAAAAACUGGCGUGACCUCAAGAAGUCCAAGUAUCGGUUGAAUAAAGGUGACCGACAAUUAGACUUAACAUACGACUCAUCCCAAUCUCAGGUUCCACACCACGUUUCCGAUGUGCUAUCGUCCAUCACCUAUUACGUGUACAUGGCGAGGAGAACCCCUAAGUCGGUACUCUGCAAAAAUGUUAGAACCAUCUGGGUACCCGCGGAAUACCCAAGCUCGAUACAAAGAAUGCAAGAGUGGACCCCAGACGAAUGCAUACCUGAAUUCUUCACCGAUCCGUCAGUUUUUCGAAGCAUUCACGAUGAUCUGGACGAUCUUGAGGUGCCAGCUUGGUGUGCCAGUCCUGAAGAGUUUAUAGAAAGGCACAGAGAAGCCCUGGAAAGUCAACAUGUCUCAGAAAGAUUGCAUCAUUGGAUUGAUCUCACAUUCGGUUACAAAUUAUCUGGACCACCCGCAAUUAAAGCUAAGAACGUAUGUUUAAAUUUGGCAGAUGAUCAUUGCAAUUUAACGAAAUCUGGGUUGGUUCAGCUCUUCACACAACCUCACCCUCCUAAAGCAAUCCAAUCAUUGUUUUGGUCAAAAAUACCACCGAAGAUUAUCGUUAAUAAGCCAAUAAAACCACGUAGGGAUAGAAGCGCUUCAUCGGGUAGCAAAGGAGACCAGUACAAAAGCGAGGAAGAAGAGGACUUGGACACAUCUUCAGGUUCAGCCAAUAGAUCUCCAUUAGGUCUGAGUAAGAUAUUAUCUCGAAGUAGAUCCUCGUUGCACGAAGACCAAAGCCCGAAAAUCAGUAGGAGUCCGAGCAGCCAUCGCAGCACAAGUUUAGGUCCUAAAAAUCCUACUUUUACUUCUCAUGUCGCGCCUAAAAAGCCUAACCAAUUAUCCGUGCCUAGUCCCAGUUUAAGUGCCGGUACUAUUUUCUUGCCUAAGGAAUACAAGCCAGAACAGGCCUUGGAGCUGUUAGAGAAGAAGCACGCAUUUGUUUCGAAAACAUUUCACGUGGAAACUGCUAAAAAACUAACGGAAGUACCGCAUGAUUGCUUGGAUGUUAAAAUACCGGAAGACUGUACGGUACAAAACGCCUUUACGAAUUUUAUUUAUACCGAAAACUUUGAGGAGUGUUUGGUGAAGCAGCGUGCGACCAAAUCUCACACUUUUCCGAUAGACAAUCAAAACGUUUUCUUGUUUAGUACCAGAGGCAGAACCAGCAAUCAAAAAGCUGAAAAUCAAAUUUCUUGCAACUACGCCGAAAUUAUUUCUUCUAGAAGAAUCAGGGAAUUCCAAAUCUUAGGUUGUUUAAUCGUUGAGAUUUUUAUGUCUAAACAAUUACGAUCAAUGGGCGCCAACAAAGUUGACAAGUUCGCCCAAAGACUGAAGUCUUGCAUAACUGUAUUAAAGAGUUGCAAAUCAGAAGUACCUUUUUGCAUCAGUUAUAUAGCGCAGUUACUUCUACAACCAGAGGUUAAAGAUCCGAUUUAUUGGAAUUACCCAGCUGUAACAGAUUUAGGUUUGCCACCACCUAAUGCUCAUUUACUUCUAGAGCCAUUGUUACAUAUGGUCGUGCCGUUUCCGAAACUAUUCCCUGAGUUAUAUAAAAUCAUUGCUACUUUGAAGGAAUUUAAGAACGUUGCUUUGGAACUGAACAUACUAUAUCAUUUCGAUUGUAAUGGUGAAAUGUGCUCGGAAUAUGAGAACUUGGAACGUACGAAAAUAUUGUUCGCGCAAAACAUAGGCGAAUGUAAAGUUAAAACUUGUUCCAGGCAAUUGGAACAGUUUUUCAGCGACCUGAAUACUAACACGGAUAUGGAAUUGGUUAAUAUUCUUUUGCCACACAUUGUGGAGCUGAUUGAAGAUCCACCAACGUCAGUUUUGGCCGCUUGGUAUCUGUACGAUCCGAUUUCCAGAAUUUUGGGGCCUCAACGUUCUAUUGAAUGUUUAUUGCAACCAAUUUUGAAAUUAUAUGAAAACGAACCAAGCGAUUCGAAUCUACCGUACAAUAGAAAAAUUGCAAAAUUAUAUCAUCACAGUUUUCUUUUAAGAUUGAUGGUGAGAAUUGGUUUGAAAUGUUUCCUGGAGAAUUUCGUUACGCCGCUAGUCGAAGCAGUGGGUGGAUACAAGGACUAUGACAAAGUGGACUUUAUUUUGCACACCCAUUCGGAAAAGGUGAUGAAAAAAAUGUCUCAUCUCAAAACAAUGGACACGGAACAUAUUGAAAUGUCGGCGAGUGACGAUUCGAGCAUCUCCUCCGACAGGCAAAUAAUAACUCCAAAAAAAGAGGCCGAACCAGCCCCCGAACAAGAAAUGUUCGAGUUCGACGAAGAGAAAGAAAACGAGGAACAAAUGAAAUCUUUAAUCGAACAUCUGGAGCUUAAUGUAUCAUCAGAUUUGCCUUUCAACCAUUCAACUGCUGAAGAAGCACUAGAUGCCACCUUAACCGAGAAUAUCGAGCAAUUACGAAACUUGGAAGAGUUGAAUAUUAAUUUAAAUGAAGAGUGCGAAAGAAGCGUGACCUCGCCCACCAUUCCGAUACCGUCCAGCUACAGGAAUCAAGAGUUGUUAAACAUAAGCUGUGAGGUCGGGAGCAAGAAGAGCGAGACUGACUCAUUGUCGGAUAAAAAGAGCUACUCACAAGAAAUGGACUCACCGGGUUCGUGCUACGAACAAUCGAAACUACUAUCGACGUCCAGCAGUUCCAGCAACAUCCAACGGCUGUACUCGAGGAGAAACGAGACGAAAAUCUCGGAAAUGAGUGCGGACAGUCUGAUUUGGUUGUCGCACAGACUGGGACCUGUUUUGACCGCUCGUUAUUUGUCCAGGAAUUUGUUAAAAAUGCUGACGUUAUGUUACGUUGGUAAGGAGAAUCUCGUUUCUGUUUCCAGAGAGAAUAUGCGCGAAGAGGGCGAUAUUUCUGUUGCAUCCAGCAAAGUUGUGGGAGAUGUUAACGCUCAAAAAGUUUUGGAGUGUCUCACCAGUAUUGCUUGUUUGUAUGGGGAACAAUUAAUUUUGUUCCAGUACAUUCCACAUAUGAGUGAAUUGAUUGCUCUUUGUAAAAGAAAAUUGACCUUUAAUCUUGAGGGUGGAUUAAUAUCAUGUUUGGCUUUACUCAAGCAUUUAAUUCCUUAUUUAUCUGAUAGUACUCUUAUGGAACAGUUACAGGAUGUGAUUUUAAAAAAUAUUUUGCAUCCAACUGUAAGAAUGUUGGGUUCAACCAAAUACACAUUCCCCAAUGGGUCAAUGGCUAGAAAUAUUUUGGCAAGAAAGUAUUUGGAUGCUCUGUACGUUUUAUCCAUCAGAAUGGGUUCUGACAUGACCAAAACAUUAUUGGCGGUUCCGGCCCUUCAACGAUUCUUUUUAAUAUUUGACAAGGUGUAUCUAGGAGAUGAUAAUAAAACUCAGGAAGACAAAGGAGACAAAGAUCUUUUGCGUUCAAUCGAAGAGUCGCACUUUGUUGAACUAAAACGAGACGGUACAACAACGGAAUGGGUAGUUGGAGGCUGUCCAGUACAAAUAUCUCACGCCAGACUAAAAGAUUCCGAAUCUGACAGUCUAUCACCUCCUGUUUCGCUACAAGUAGCUGCCAGUUUAGGUGAAGAAAGUGUUGUAAAUUUAGCCCUGGAAGAACUGAGAACCGUGUUCAACCCCGAGUUGGCCUACACUGCUUAUUUACCCUUUUUGAAACAUGUUGGAUUGGCAUCUUUAGAAAAUUCGUUGAAAAAUCACGAAAAUGUUAAGAGUUUAUGCCAACAGUUUAAGGAAUUCCAAAAUACUGAUGCAAAACUAUACGAAACGUAUAGAGCAACGACAAUACCAGCUUCAAGUAGCAUAGGAAGUAACAUUUCGGUUAUCGGCAACAGAAUAGAAAUACAAACAGACAACUGCGACAGCUUAAACACCGAAUUAUUAAAUUUAGUGAGUCACAGAAUGGAGAACAACAAUAGACAUUUAAGGGGUAACUGGUUAGCGUAUUGGGAACAUGAAAUUGGACGUGCCGAAAAAGAUACGAUGUUCAACUUCAAACAGAUUAAACUGCAAACGUUUAUCGGACACACUAACAGCGUGAAAUCUCUGUAUGUGUUGGACAACGAGAACAGUUUCAUGUCCGGAUCCAGAGAUAAAACAGUUAAAUUGUGGUCAUUGAGAUCUCAAGGUGACGGCUCGGCAGUCAGUUCUUGUCAGUGGACUUACACGGCUCACAAAAAAUCGAUCCUUGCCAUCACUUUUUCGGAAAGUACUAGGUUGGUCGCUUCUUGCGACAGCGUCGUUCACAUUUGGGACCCGUUCAUGGGUGCGAACGUGGGACAUUUAGAAAGUCCGAGGUAUGCGCCUGUGAAUGUUUUAAAAAGUAUGCCGGCGCCUUCCAGUUUAGUUUACGCUGCAACUACGGAAGGAACCGUCAAAGUUAUCGAUAUGAGAUUGUGUAAUUACAUUCACGAAUUAAAAAUAAGCGUGAAUCCGGCGGGUUUAAUUCGGUGCAUCGCAGUUCCGUCCUCCGGUAAUUGGUUCGCAGCAGGACAAUCAUCAGGGAACAUUACAGUGUUAGAUGCAAGAACUGGGUUGGUUAUUGCCAAUUGGCGUGCCCAUGAAAGCGAGGUACUUCAGCUCGUCGCUGUGGACAACAACACUCUAGUUUCAAGCAGUCUGGACCAAACUGUUAGUGUUUGGAAUGUACAUGACGGAAAGUUCAAGUUCCACCUGAGCGUUUGCCUUCCUAGGGGAGCGACGGAGCCAGUGCAUUGCCUCAACGUUUACCACAACGAGCUGAUCACUGGCACGACUGCCAAUCGCGUCGGUGUCCACACGUCUAUAGACACGGAGGCGUCUUUCUCCAGCACUAAAUUGAGGUCGGACGCCUUCAAGGGUUUGCUUACAUCUAUGGUUUUGUUGCCGCUCAACAGGAUGUUGUUAUUAGGGGCUGAUACGGGGAGUGUCAGUCUUUUGUGUUGAUCUAGGCAAUAUGAGUUUAGUUAUAAGAAAAGUGGUGGCACCAACAAAUUUAUACAAGACUGAAAUAUGUUGCAAUAGCUCAGGAAACAUCAAGAACAAAACAUUUAAUUACCUAAACGUAUAGACAGUAAUCUGCCACUUUUCUUAUACUGUUUCCCCCUCCCUAAUUAUUUAAUGAUACUCAUUAGGUACUCUAGUAAAUAGUAGUGAAUUGGUAUGUAAGCUCAAAAAAUUGUUGUUCCGUUAAGUAAGAACUGGUCGUUGCUUAAACGUAGCGAAUCUCGUCAAUUUAAUUAUUUAAAUAUUUUAACUGGUAUAAAGAUUAUAGCAAUAUGUAGGAAUGUUUAACUUCGAUCAGUUUUAAUUUUUAAGUUUAAUUUUGUAUGUGAUUUCGUACAUUCCGAACUGAAAGAGAUUAACAGAUGAAUAAAUUAUUUGAUUGGUAAUAUUUUUAUAGGACAAAUACAAUAGUACAAGAUAUUCCAAUCAUUCAGUCUCCAAUUUAUAAUACGUUAAUUGUUGUCAAUUUUAAUCUAUAUAUGUAGAGAUUUAUUAUUAUACAUACUUUUGUUAAUUUUCACUAGUCAGAUAAUUCUUCUUAAACCAAAUCGACUUUUAAUUGUGAUUUUAUCUAACUUUAUUGAUAUAUCGAAUCUAUCUAUAUUAUUUUUAGCUAUAUUCAAGUUAGGGCCUAUUUUAAGUAUUCUAUAUCCAAAGAAUGUUGUAGUUAUUAUUUAAGAUAUUAAAUAUUUAUAUUUAACAGGUAUUUUCUUUGAUCAAUAAAACUUG